This is a messenger RNA of Trifolium pratense (red clover), 327 nucleotides long. RefSeq lists its product as uncharacterized. The coding region runs from base 1 to 327 and encodes 108 amino acids. Lineage: Eukaryota; Viridiplantae; Streptophyta; Magnoliopsida; Fabales; Fabaceae. The record is from RefSeq and is a predicted model, not a curated record. The transcript has a single exon.
AUGGAUCAAUAUUCGUGCAAACAACGUAUCAAUGAAAACACAAAUAACAAUGACCAAUUAAAAGGGUGGACAUGGGAUGAAGAUAAAGGAUUUGAGGAGAACUUAUUAGAAUAUUUAGACAAGAUGAUACUCGAGGCCCAAUUGGACAAACUCACUGCUCUUGUUCCGGAACGAUCAACGGUCGAAGUUAAAGAGCAUAAUCAGAUGAUUGAGGAAGGUUAUUUCGAGGUGCCAACAUACUUAUAUGAUUGUGUUUCAAAAGACAAUGCUUCGAUGGAUGAAAACAAAGUUCUUCCUCUCAAGAAUAAGACCAAGAAAGUGAUUUGA